AUGAUCUCCUUUCAAUCCAUUAUCGAACUUAUUGAUAAUGUUCGAUUUGUACGCAUAUUUCCGUACAUGUCUUUGAUGGUCUACUGUGCAUCGCUAUUUGUAUGUGAGAGUGUUCGCAAGAGUCAGAGGAUUAAGAAUAUGACUUGGAUUGAGUCUUUAUUUAUGUGCUUUAUUGGUCAGUUCGGGGGAACAACAUUAGCUUCGUUGUUAAUUGGUCAACCUGUUCGGUUUUUGACAUCGGAUAAGUUGGUCGUUGCCAUGCUUGCAGCCUGGAUAACUAUCUUUUGUCUUCCUUACGAUAUUGGUCUUAAGCUGUUUCAGAAUCCUCUCAUUCGAUUGUUCUGCCGCUUCUUCCAGCUUCUCAGCAUUUCUUUCUCUGUUACCUCCUACGGAGUCGAUUACGUUUUCAAGAGCGACCACCCCAAAGCCAAAGUGGGUCUCUCGAUGGUGAUCGCGACAGGAACGAUGUCUGGCUGUGGUGGCGGCGUUUUGCUCCGCUACUACAACCUAAUCAAUGAAGACUUCACCGUUCCUCGUCGUAUGUCAGUCACCGACGAUAACAUCGAAACGCAUUCACAGAAGCUUCCGCAAGACUUAAUCCGUCCCACCUUGUUAGUUUUUUGA
Blastocystis hominis is the source of this 624-nucleotide messenger RNA. RefSeq lists its product as hypothetical. Gene Ontology annotation, cellular component: membrane. Bases 1 to 624 code for a protein of 207 amino acids. Lineage: Eukaryota; Bigyra; Opalinata; Blastocystidae. Gene Ontology annotation, molecular function: potassium channel activity; identical protein binding. Gene Ontology annotation, biological process: potassium ion transmembrane transport. The record is from RefSeq and is a predicted model, not a curated record. The transcript has 7 exons.